AUGAAUUCACUUCACUCUGCAUGUUGGAACACUUCUGCUGAACUUUUGAACAAAUCCUGGAAUAAAGAGUUUGCCUAUCAAACCCUCGGAGUUGUGGACACAGCCCUCCUCCCUGCCAUGAUUGGGAUUAUCUGCUCAACAGGCCUGGUUGGCAACAUCCUCAUUGUAUUCACUAUAGUAAGGUCAAGGAAAAAAAGUAUUCCUGACAUUUAUAUCUGCAACCUGGCUGUGGCUGACCUGGUCCACAUAGUUGGAAUGCCUUUUCUCAUUCACCAGUGGGCCCGGGGAGGAGAAUGGGUUUUUGGGGGGCCUCUCUGCACCGUCAUUACAUCUCUGGAUACCUGCAACCAGUUUGCCUGCAGUGCCAUCAUGACUGUAAUGAGUGUGGACAGGUACUUGGCUCUCGUCCAACCAUUUCGACUUACAAGUUGGAGAACAAGGUACAAGACCAUCCGCAUCAAUUUGGGCCUCUGGGCAGCUUCUUUUAUUCUGGCGUUGCCUGUCUGGAUCUACUCAAAGGUCAUCAAAUUUAAAGAUGGCGUGGAGAGUUGUGCUUUUGAUUUAACAUCCCCUGAUGACGUGCUCUGGUACACACUUUAUUUGACGAUAACAACUUUUUUUUUCCCUUUGCCCUUAAUUUUGGUAUGCUAUAUCUUAAUUUUAUGCUAUACUUGGGAGAUGUAUCAACAGAAUAAGGAUAUCAGAUGUUACAGCCCCAGUGUUCCAAGGCAGAGAGUGAUGAAGCUGACAAAGAUGGUGCUGGUGCUGGUGGCCGUCUUCAUCCUCAGCGCUGCCCCCUAUCACGUCAUACAGCUCAUGAACUUACACAUGGAGCAGCCCACCCUGGCUUUCUAUGUGAGUUAUUACCUCUCCGUCUGUCUCAGCUAUGCCAGCAGCAGCAUUAACCCUUUUCUCUACAUCCUGCUCAGUGGAAAUUUCCGGAAACGCCUGCCUGGGGUGCAAAGGCAAGUGAUUGAGAGGGAAAUCCACAACAUGGAAAACACUUCGAAAUUGAGUUUUUAGGAGAGUACACGGAUCACCAAUCAUUUCUAUAGCUUGUCUAAGUUACUGGUAUUAUUAGAAGGACGGGAAAAAUGGUGGAUUUGUGUCUAGUCUUCUUAUGCACUUGUGAC
Molecule: messenger RNA, 1133 nt
Organism: Pteronotus mesoamericanus
Lineage: Eukaryota; Metazoa; Chordata; Mammalia; Chiroptera; Mormoopidae
Gene: MCHR2
Product: melanin concentrating hormone receptor 2
Exons: 5
Coding region: 1-1023 (340 amino acids)
Biological process (GO): neuropeptide signaling pathway
Cellular component (GO): neuron projection; plasma membrane
Molecular function (GO): neuropeptide binding; G protein-coupled receptor activity
Source: RefSeq, a predicted model, not a curated record